Molecule: messenger RNA, 5755 nt
Organism: Esox lucius (northern pike)
Lineage: Eukaryota; Metazoa; Chordata; Actinopteri; Esociformes; Esocidae
Gene: srrm4
Product: serine/arginine repetitive matrix 4
Exons: 12
Coding region: 1368-2855 (495 amino acids)
Biological process (GO): mRNA processing; neuron maturation; regulation of RNA splicing
Cellular component (GO): nucleus
Molecular function (GO): mRNA binding
Source: RefSeq, a predicted model, not a curated record
GGAAGGACCGAAAGGGAGUAAGUCUCGCAAAUGACAGUGAAAGGCAUGGGAGGGCAUUGAGAUGAAAUAAGGAGCGGAUGAGCAAGAGAGGGAGCGAGAAAAGGACAGAGAUAAAGAGAGGGUGAGAGAAGAAGAGGAGCCGGGAGGAGUUCCGACACCCCCUGUCUUGGCCCCAGCCCCCAAAUGCAAUGCCGGAAUCGAGGAGAGACUUAACAAGCCACCAGUCAGCUGGGCAACUCACUCGCUCCCAACACACACAUACUCUAAACGGGCACGCACACACUCACACACUAGCACACGCUCCUGCCUGCCCCUCAACCUGGACCUUCACAGUCUGCCGCGCACUUGCCUCGCUUCUUAGACUUCAGCCGUGCUCUGGCUGUGAGUGCAUGCUGAGAAACACUCCGUCACACACCCCCCGGCUCCGAACGGGGAGAAGGAGUCUCCUAUAUCUCUAGUGACUCUCACAGUCAGGAGUCUGAGCUAGAGAGAGACAGGCAGGAACAAGAGACCCGAGCUACGGCUAACCUCAGCGAGAGCAGAGAACAGCAUCUGUGACUGAGCAAUAGACCCAAACCCCCCUUCAGAGAGAACAACAUGCAGCCUGGCGUUGUGGCAGCAGCCUUUGUCUUGUCCUACUCGGUCCGCCAGCCUCCCCCCCAUCCGUAGCAGAGGACUGAACAGAGGAGAGGAUCUGUGCUGAGACACGCUGACCUACUACUACCGGAGCAGGAAGAACGUUCCGGUUCUACAGUGUGCUACCCUGUUGCUCUUUGCCUGAGUGGAUUCAGUACUUGGACAGCUCCAGUGAGCCACUUCGCAGAGUAGCGUGUAUCUCGGCCAUUUGUUGAGGUGCAGUCUGUGCAAAGUCUCCCUGGUCGCUACUCUCGUCUCCAAAGGCAACCCUGGACCCCCGGACCCCCUUGGCUCUCUCCCUGGCCCCGCACGCCCCUCUCCCCCUUGGGGCGGCGGAAAACACGGCCAGCCUGGAGCACCAGGGGGAGAAGCAGCUGUUUGAGAAGUUCUGGAAGGGGACGUUUAAAGCCGUGGCGAAGCCGAGACCAGAGAGUGUCAUCGUGGCCAGCAUCACGGCGAGAAGGAGGGUGAUCAGCACAAACACAGCAGCCUGCCAGACACUCAAAGCUGAUGAGAGAAAAGUGGAGGUGGCAAACACAGAGGUGGACACUGCCACAGACAGGAACGGAUACAUCAGAGGAAAGAGACGACACAAACAUGCCAGCUAUCAUCGGACACGGAGUGUGUCAUUUGAUGAUGAUCUCUCCCCUCGGCCCCACACUCCCAAGGGUAAGAAGAAGAAGAGGAAAUCACAACGAAAGAGGAAGAGGAAAAGGUCUCCAUCAUACAGCAUGUCUCCAGUGAGGAAGAGGAAGAAGAAGAAGAAGAACAAGAAGAGCUCUAAAAAAAGCAAACGGCACAGGUACACCUCUAAAAAAACAAAGCACAGCUCUUCAAGCUUAAAACGUAAGAGGAGGGAUGAUCGAAAGCACAAGAAAAGCUCACGGGGUCACACCCACCGCAGACGACACUACCAGAGGUCUGAGUCAGAAGAGAGUUCUGCCUGCCGCUCCUCAAGCGUGGAAAGCAGGCAUCAUCUGCAUAAAUCUGCGGAUAAGCACUCUUCGUUGGGAUACCUGUCAGCGUGGAGGGAGGACCCCGGUACAACACGCCCAGACCGCAGAGGGUUUGAGUGGGGGUCCGCGAUCAAGUCAGUCUGUAAAACGACUCAGAUCUUUCACUCCAUCCUUUCUGCUGGCACCGUCUUGCAGUCAAAACCUGGCGGUGAGGUUUUAAACACAACAGCGGUUCACCAUCACACUCUGACCAAUCAGAGCAAAGGACCCCAGGAUUAUGAUUCCGGGAAUGACACAUCUUCACCACCGUCAACUAAAACUGGUGUUUCGAGGUCGAACAUCAGCGGCGAGAAUAAGGUCCAAGCACCGGCUUCCCCUGAAAAGCAUAAGUUUACAGACGGGGACAACGCGUCUGAUUCUGGGAACUCCGUGACCAGCUACGCGUCCCUGUGUAAACCUCUGCAUGUGGACGGCUUGCCUGCUCCCAUUUACAACGUCAUCUGCAAGAGUGAGCCCGUAAUAACCUCAGGAGAUGGGGCCAGGUUGGGGAGCACUCAGAAGGCUGUCUCUUCCAUUGCUCCUUUGACGGCGGUGACAACUUCGCGUAAGUGGACAAAAGCCAACUCGUCCAGCAGCAGAAGCAGGAGCAGAUCAUCAGCCAGCUCCAGACGCUCCAGACGCUACAGUCGAAGCCAGUCACGGUCAUCUGCCAGGUCCUACUCACGUUCAUCAAGUUGCUCGGCUGGUUGGAGAAAGAAAGGAAGUGUUGACAGUGUGAUGUCUAGAGGAAGCUAUUCAAGAUACAGUAAAGACAGAAUUCAAGAGAGGAAGAGAGACCCCAUCUCUUGUGAGAAAGGAUUGAAACACAGCAGUCGGAAGCGAAGCGGGAAGAGAUGCAGGCGCAGAUCAUAUUCUCCCAUGAGGAAAAGGAGGAGAGAUUCGCCAAGUCACCUGGAAGCAAGGAGGAUAACCAGUGCCAGGAAGAGACCAAUACCCUACUUCCGGCCCAGCCCUUCAUCCAGCAGUCGCUCUACCAGCAUAUCGUCCUGGAGCAGCAUCUUCACACGGAGCCGAAGCCCGAGCCCCAGUCCCGGCUUCUUCCUCAGUCGUUCCAGAAGUAGAAGCAGACGAAGAAGCAGGAGCUACUCCUCGUGCCGGAGCUACAGUCGAAGCUCGUCUUGUAACUCCACCUUUGGCAGCAGGAGCCGCAGUCGGAGCUAUGACUCGCCGGACAGUUACGGCAAGGGCAAGAAACGGCACUGAUAUGUCAGCAGGCCGAGGAGGAUGUAAUUUCCCUAGUCCACGGGGGGACAGCAGAACUGUAGGGUAGCCUCAUUUCUUUUCAUCUCUUUGCAUAUUUCUCUGUGAAUCGCCUGAGCCAAACCUUUUAAGCUAGUGUUUUCUUUUUGCCUUUGCUGGUAUUCCUUGCCCGAUUAAUUAUUUGAAUUCCUUGUACAUCUUGAAUUAAGGCAGUGCUUUUCACAUUGCUUAGAAAACAAUGGAAAAGAUUGAUUCAGUGUUUACUUGGGUAAAAAAAAAAAAUCCAUCCGCUGUGUCCUCAACAUCUAUGAAUUACAUUGGCCUGAGACUGUUUCUCCUAGUGAUACUUUUCCUCAGAUGUCACUGAAACAAAGGAUGAAGGAGCACCACACAUUUUUACCCUCUGAUGAACUCUUCAUUUUGGAACCAUAUUUCUGACAAUUUCCUUUCUUAUCUGCGACAAGUAGGUGUUUUGGGGACCAUGCAGGAGUUUUGUAAACGUGUGUGUUUUCAAACAGCCUAAGAGGAAGUGUUUUUAGGAGAGUAGGGAAAGGUGUAUUGCGCCUCUGAUCUCAGCACAAACAUACCUCCCCUAAGAAAUGGAGGAGGAACAGGAGAAAAAAGUCUCGAUGGAAAACAAACCGCCUGUCAGCUCAAAUGCCAGAUUUAUUUAUCCUCUGAUUAAGUGGAAAACAAUUGAAAUGUCAUUCCUAGUAAGAUGAUGUUGAAAGAUCAAACCACUGCCCUGAGGCCAGACAUGACAAAGGACAUUUUUAUACAGAAAUCUGAAGAAAAUGCCCAGUAAAGCAUUUCCCCCAAAAAUCCCUAUUAAUGCUGAAUCUUUGGGAUAUUUCAUUGGGUGUUGUUUAAUUUACAAUUAUUUUAUUAUAAUACGUUUAUUAUUUGUGUUGAUAUAUUUAUUAAUUGGUUACUGUAUUUAUUAAUGUAUUUAUCUAUUCAUUUAAUUUUAUUGAAACUUGAAAAGGAACAAUUAGUUGUUGUUUUUUUCAUUUCUUGAAAGAUAAGAGAUUCAGCAUCUUAUUAAUCUGUUAUCAAAUAUUGUGUAGCGGUCCCAAAUAGCACUGUUACGUCCUUUGAAUUGAAUUGAUGUGGUAUUUAAGAUGCAGAACCAAACACAUACCUCAUCUGUGGUGUUUACAUUUAAAUUUAAGCAUGUUUAUUGCCUCUCAGUUACAUAUACGCUUCAAUCCUAUGCAACGCCAUGAUGUCACUGGGAUUCAAUAAUUUUUGCAUUAAAUUGCUAUAAAAUCAAUGACCCAAAUGAAAAAAGGUUUAAAUUCAAACCCCCAAUGAACAGUCCGUUUGUGCUCUUAUUCCAACUCAUUGCCAUCCAUCAAAAGUAUGGCAAGACAACAUGCAGAUCUGGAAUCAGACUAGUUUGUCUCUACACAAUAAACCAUAUAAUAGCAUAUUGAUUCAAACAUGUUACUUAAAGAUGCAUUCCUUAAUUCCUGGCCACUGGUUAGAAAAGUGGCACAGUUCAGCCAAACUCAAUUGAAAAAAAAUGGGGUCUUAUUUUUUGUAUGUGCAGAUAUGUGACAAAACCAAUUAUUUAUAAAUAUGUAAUUUGAUGGCUAAUUGUGGAAUGACAUGACGUUCUACUUUUAGAUUAUGCACUUAUAAAUAAUGUAUUACACAGUUUCAAAAUGUGGUUGUUACUUGCAAAAGUCACAGAAUGCAUAUUUAACUUAACACAACACAAACUAUACCCCUCUUCACUUCUGGAGAAAGUGUUUCCAUCAGAGGCUAUUGAACAUGCUAUAAACAGCCACAACAGUAAUGACAAAAAAAAGAGUAGAAAAGUACCAAAAAACUGUUUGGCAGAAACAAUUAACCCACCUAUGACUUUUAGCUUCAGUGAAGCUGAAAUAUAUGUACUCCUUCAAUGAGUUCUAUGUGGGUGGGUUAAGCACUAAUAUUUGAAUACAUUAGCAUUUAGAAUGACAGUCUUUUCCCAUAUAUCAUUGAAAUGGGUUUAUUUCUCCAUUAGUUUCAAUCUAUCACCAUGUGCCAUUUACUAUAGGCUCUAGAUAUAAGGUUCUGCUCUCUAUGCAUUGUAUAUAUUCUAGUCUGAGGUUCUUUCUCAGAAUGUCUCCAUGACCUCUUCAAAAGUUUAAAGAGAUUUCAUGAUGGAUGACAAGAAGAACUUGACAUAUUUUGACAUAAGCUAAUGAUGACAUGCUUUUGAGGUAAACCAUUCUCCUGUGUGACCCUGCUACCUUUUCAUGAUGUAUGUACACUGUAUAAAUGAAUAUGAAAAUGUAAUUAUUGUGGUUGUAAAUAUGCAUCUGCACUGUAUGUAUUAAUGAUAUGAGGGAUGUGGUGUAACUCCUUCAGGUUUUGAGGAAUAAUCAAUCAAAGGAUCAAUGCAAAGUGAUACACUAUAUGGUUUCUCAUGGCUUUUGUAGAUACUUGCCUAAUUGUUGUUAACUUAGCUGUAAACUCUGAUUUUACAUCAACAUUAAUAGGCUAUAAAGAUGUGUUUCUAUAAUAGCCAUUAACUUCAACUAAAACAAAACUCAAGAAACGGUGGGGACAUAUUGGAAUUUAUGGGUUUUAGAUGUGUUUGUGCUAGAACUCCCAAUUAAAUCAUAUUUGAUUUAAAAGGUUCAACAAAAAAGAUGCGUGCGAAGACUGAUAAUCCAGUCUGUUGUGAAAUUAUCCGCAUUCAUUCUCCCGUUUUCCAUAUGAAAAGACAAUAACGCGGAGCCUGCAGAGACCGGAUGCGUUUUCCUUCUGACACGCAUCACAUCCCAGCAUCAGUGCGAGCUUGGCUUGUUAUAAUGUGUCAGCUGAAAUUGUAGCUUCCCUUGAACCCUUCCUCUAUCUUGUGAGUCUGUAAAUCCAUGUCGAAUCCCGAAUAAAACUGUAUUUCAAUCAUU